AUGAAGAUCACGCUCUAUGUUGAUGUUGUUUCCCCGUUCGCUUACAUAGCGUACUACGUUCUCAGACACGACCCAGUGUUCAAAGGCUGUGAUAUCACUUACAUACCAAUCUUUCUUGGGGGGUUGUUCAAGAAGACCGGAAAUAGAGCGCCGCUCGAGGUGAAAAACAAAGACAAAUGGAUCGACAACGAGCGCCGUGUGUGGGCCACAUACUUCAACGUGCCCAUUACAAAUAAAGUACCCGACGGCUUCCCCGCCAACACCCUCCACGUCAUGCGGACCAUCUGCGCCUUAAGCCGUCUCGCCAGUCCGGACGCUUCCCCCUCAUCGUCGCCAUCACGGUCCGGCCAGCAGGCCACAGUCAAGGCUCUCGACGCCUUCUUCGAAGCCUACUGGGUCAGGAGCCGCGACGUCGCCGAUAAGGCCGUCGUGGCCGAGGUGCUCAAGGGCGCCGGGUGGGAAGACCUGGCCAAGGUGGCUGAGGUCACGGGCAGUGACGGCAAGACGGUCCUGACUGAGAACACGGAUCGUGCGUUCGCGGAUGGGGCCUUUGGGCUGCCGUGGCUCGCCUGUGAGAAUGAUCAUGGUGAGAAGCAAGGCUUCUGGGGAGUUGACCACCUUGGUGUGGUGCUGGAUUUCCUCGAGCUGGAGAAGCCAGCCAGACAGAAUGGGUGGAAGGCGAUGCUUUAA
Diaporthe batatas is the source of this 690-nucleotide messenger RNA. RefSeq lists its product as uncharacterized. Bases 1 to 690 code for a protein of 229 amino acids. NCBI's taxonomy places the organism in Eukaryota, Fungi, Ascomycota, Sordariomycetes, Diaporthales, Diaporthaceae. The record is from RefSeq and is a predicted model, not a curated record. The transcript is spliced from 3 exons. Gene Ontology annotation, cellular component: peroxisome; mitochondrion. Gene Ontology annotation, biological process: glutathione metabolic process. Gene Ontology annotation, molecular function: glutathione transferase activity; glutathione peroxidase activity.